This is a messenger RNA of Callorhinchus milii (elephant shark), 4335 nucleotides long. Its product is annotated as integrin beta-2. Gene Ontology annotation, biological process: integrin-mediated signaling pathway; cell-matrix adhesion; cell migration. The coding region runs from base 26 to 2413 and encodes 795 amino acids. Gene Ontology annotation, cellular component: focal adhesion; integrin complex; cell surface. The transcript has 16 exons. The record is from RefSeq and is a predicted model, not a curated record. Lineage: Eukaryota; Metazoa; Chordata; Chondrichthyes; Chimaeriformes; Callorhinchidae. Gene Ontology annotation, molecular function: integrin binding; amyloid-beta binding.
UGGGUUAGUGUAAAGUGAAACAGCAAUGCAAACGGUCUUGCAAACACUCAAAAGUCCUGCUGUCUGCCUGCAAGGUUCAAGUUAUGAAAUGACUAUGUGGUUCCUCUACCAGCUGGUGUUUGCUUUCAUGCUGGGGUCAACAAGAGCUGAGUCUUCUCAAUUUCCAUGCAAUCCGACCAAAGCAGAAACAACAUGCAACGAAUGCAUCAAUUCAGGACCCGGAUGUGCCUGGUGUAAGCAAAUGAAUUUCAGCAAGGAAGGAGAGACGAGUUCAUCACGAUGUGACUCACUAAGCAACCUAAUAGCGAGAAAGUGCAAGAGACAGGACAUAAUCAACCCCCAAAGUGAACUUUCCGAAAUAGUGAAUGAUCCAUUUCAGAUUCGUAAGGACAAUGUGAUUCAGAUAAAGCCUCAGAAAAUCCGCCUUGCUCUUCGACGAGGCCUUCCCAAGGAGAUAGCGUUCAAAUUUAAGCGUGCGGAAGGUUACCCUAUCGACCUGUACUAUCUUAUGGACCUCUCCUACUCCAUGAAAGAUGAUUUGGAAAAAGUGAAGAGUCUGGGGAAACAGCUUCUUGAUGCACUGACUAGUGUCACAAAGUCCAUUCAGAUAGGUUUUGGUUCCUUUGUAGAUAAGACUGUGCUGCCAUUUGUAAAUACAAACAAGGAAAAAAUGAAGAAUCCGUGUCCUACUAAAUCUCAGAAAUGUCAACCUCCGUUUGAUUUUAAGCAUGUCCUCAAACUAACAAACAAUGCGGACACCUUCAAUACGGAGGUUCAAAAGCAACACAUUUCUGGAAAUCUGGAUCCUCCAGAGGCAGGCUUGGAUGCCAUGAUGCAGGCAGCAGUGUGUGGGGACAUAAUUGGCUGGCGGAAUGUCACUCGUCUACUUGUAUACACCUCAGAUGAUGGAUUCCAUUUUGCUGGAGAUGGCAAGCUUGGAGCAAUUCUAAAUCCCAAUGAUGGUAAAUGUCAUCUUAACAGCCUUGGCUUUUAUGAAGAUAGCCAUAAAUAUGACUAUCCUUCCAUUGCUGAGUUAGCUCAAAAAUUAGCCGAAAACAACAUUCAACCAAUUUUUGCAGUCACAUCAAAGAUAAUGCCUAUAUACCAGGAGCUUAGUAAAAUGAUUCCAAAAUCUGCAGUAGGUGAAUUGAAGGAAGACUCCAGUAAUGUGGUUCAGUUGAUAAAGGAUGCAUAUAAUAAUCUAUCAUCCAAGGUUAUAAUGAAGCACAACAAUUUGCCUGAUGGGGUCAGGAUCGAGUAUAAGUCAAAAUGCAGUGAUGGAGAAAAUGUGAAUGACAAAAAUGGAACCUGCUCGAAUGUGAAGAUUGGAGAGGAGGUAGAAUUUAUUGUCACAAUAACUGCAGAAAAAUGCUUGGACAAAACAUAUACAUUUGAGAUCAGACCCCUGGGCUUCACAGACAAGCUGGAGAUUGAAUUACGGACAGAGUGCAACUGCAAUUGCGAUGACAGUUUUGAAAUGGCUGAACACUGCAACAAACAUGGUAGCAUCAAAUGUGGAAUAUGCAGCUGUACUAAUAACCGGAUUGGUCAGUUUUGUGAGUGUGACCCUGGACAGCAGUCCACUCAGGAGCUGGUUACAGCCUGUCACAGGGACAACAGCUCAGCCAGCUGCAGCAACCAAGGAGACUGUUUCUGCGGGAGGUGCACAUGUCAUACGAGCCCCAAAAAGAAGAUUUAUGGCCAGUUUUGUGAAUGUGAUAACGUGAACUGUGAGCUGAACUUGGGCAAACUGUGCGGUGGGCACGGAACAUGUGAUUGUGGAACAUGCAAAUGUAAUUCAGGCUUCAGUGGAAGUGCUUGCCAGUGUCCGCAGUCUGAUCAACGCUGCAAGAACAAUAAUGGCCGAAUCUGCAGUGGAAGAGGAACAUGCGAGUGUAACCAGUGCAAAUGUAAUACAGGUUAUGAACCUCCACAUUGCAAAGAAUGUCCAGCAUGUCCAUCCCCAUGCCCAAAAUACAUACAUUGUGUGGAAUGUCUUGGAUUUGACUCUGGGCCAUACAAGGACAACUGCACUGCAUCCUGUACAAAUAUAAAACACAAUAAAACAGGCACAGUGAAGCAGAAGCCCUGUAAAGAGAAAAGCUCCAAGGAUUGCUGGAUAAUUUUCUCAAUGACGGAAUUAGAUGGAGUUUCACAGUAUGAGGUGGUCAUCCGUAAGGAGCAAGAUUGUCCCAAGCCUCCAAAUAUUGCUGCGAUAAUUGGUGGGGGAGUCAGUGGAGUGUUGCUCAUUGGAUUGGCAAUUCUUCUGAUAUGGAAACUAAUUACUGAAUUGUAUGACAGAAAGGAAUUCCGCAGAUUUGAGCAGGAGAAAACGAAAGCAAAGUGGCAAGAUGGUGACAACCCCCUGUUUCAGACAGCAACUACCACAGUCAUAAACCCCCUCAAUAACUAGAGAUUUUGAUGGAGCUGAGAUUUGUUUAGCCUGCUGCGCCUCAAUCAAGCCAUGCAAUAUUUGAAUAUUCAAAAUGUAUUUUAAUGAAUUUCCUUCAUUGCUUAGUUUCUGUUUUUAAUUUGCAAAAUGAGCAUUUACAAGAUACAUUAUCAGAAGAGACCAUACAUUUCAUUAGGUGCAAUAAUGGAUCCUCUGAAAGUUAUAUAUUAAUAAUCAGGGUGAACGCUUAGUACUUUUUGCACAUUUGAGGUGUUGGCAAUUGAAUGCCAAUGCAAAAUUAUGACGAACAAACUAUUAGUACCCAAAAUUAGUGCCCAAUACUGAUACCAGUAUCAAUGUCAAAAUACUAGCUAACUCACCCAAACUCCCAGUGCUUGGUUUUACAGUAAAUUCCCUAUAGCUCAACCCUGGCUUAACUUGUCACAACCACUUAAGUCAUAAUGUUGUCAAUAUCCCAGCCACAUUUAUUUAUGUAUUUAUACAUAUGCCUAACUCGCCACUCCAGAUAACUUGUCACUGAGCUUUUUUCCUUUGUUAUCAGGAGAUAACUGUAGAUACAAGUUUUGACAUCAGUGCCAAAAUGUCAGAUGAUAUUUUAUAAAUUCUAGUUGCAGGGUUUCCCUUCGAUGGGUUCAGAUGCACAAAUCUUUGAUGAUCUUUUGACGGUUUUACCAAAAAGAGACUGAAGCUAUACAGAUUAUAUCUUGUAUUCUUGAAUAUGAUCUUCUAGUUAUGUUCUUUUUAUAAACCCCAAAUGUUUGUCCAUUUUCUAUCAAUAAACAAUAAACUAAUAAACUAGAAUGACUAUAGAUUUUGUAUAAAGUAAUGGUGAUUUCAGGGACAACUGGGAGUUUAUCCUUGGGCCCCAAAUCAAUGGUAGAGAUAUUGUGUAAUUGGUAUCCAAUACUACUGCAAAUUUACUCCCCAAAUUACAAUACUUGGUCUGAUAUACAUAUCACCUCCUGAAACUUGCCUCUUCCACUUAGUCAGAAUCUAUAAAAGCAGACAGGUGGUAGAUAUCUUUACAUCAUCUAUGCAAUCCUAUUUAAUUUUAUUCCUGUUUUGUGUUUCAUUUGUUAAAUCGCAUGUCAGUUACUGACUCAUUUUAAAUACGAAGGUUACAAAUUGUUAAUAAACAUCUUGUACACAAUUUUACAUCCACUCAUUAACAUUGGAUUGAAACUCUGGUUUCCUAAAUGACUCCUGUUUUCUAAGAAUCAAAUACAGAAAUUGUUUGUCUCCUACAUUCUGAAACCUUCUCUCUAAUCUGCAAAGGUCUCAGAAUUUAGGAGGCUAUAUCCUGAUCAGCACACAAUUCCUUUGUUUGUCCUGAUAAUUCAUUGCAACUGAGUGGUUUCAUUAUAUAGUAUACAUUUGUAUUUUUGCUGAUGUACAAUACCAACCUGUCUGCUCAGUGGGUACUGGCCUGCAUAAUGCAUAAUGUCCAAGCCAAGAUUGUUUUCUGCCGCACAAUCUGGGUCUAUAUCCCUGAAUCUCACAGCCUCACCUUCUCCCUUGCCUCCUUCAAGGCCCGUCUCAAGACUUUCCUCUUUGGUCGUGCUUUCAGCCACCCCCAUACCCUCGAACCCUCUUGAUUCCAACCCCCAGCUCAGUGCAAACCUUUAAAUGUCCAGUUCAUUGGGACGUCCUUCUGAUGUGAAAAGCACUAUAUAAAUGUAAAUGUGUUGUAUGUGGUGUCUGGAGGUUUUUGUUUCUUGUGUAACUCAUGAAAAAUGACAAGAUAGAAUGCAAACCAAUAGCUGAUGUCUGUUGUCUAGGUUUUAGGCAUUGCCACUAAACUACCAGUAUAAACUUUUCUGUGAGCUUCAACUGCUCAACUCCUUGUCAAUACUUGUGGCUGAAUAUUUUUGGUGUGUCACUGGGAAAGGUGCUUAAUUCAGUAAAGUCUAACAAUGCGUCUA